Lampris incognitus (smalleye Pacific opah) is the source of this 2804-nucleotide messenger RNA. It is a transcript of the gene snx8a, whose product is annotated as sorting nexin 8a. Gene Ontology annotation, biological process: retrograde transport, endosome to Golgi. The record is from RefSeq and is a predicted model, not a curated record. Bases 53 to 1615 code for a protein of 520 amino acids. Gene Ontology annotation, molecular function: phosphatidylinositol binding. Lineage: Eukaryota; Metazoa; Chordata; Actinopteri; Lampriformes; Lampridae. The transcript is spliced from 14 exons.
UGUUUCUGUACACAAGCCAGCGGAAAUCACAUGGAGGUGCUCUUGCGCUCACAUGACAACCCGAGCCAUGGCAGGAGAGAUCAAUGAAGGUUCAGUUCCCCCAUACUACAGGGAAGUAUAUGAGGCCAUCAGUUGUAGGACAGAUGAGCGAGUACAGGUUGAAGUAUUCCAGCGGUUACUCGACAGCACAGAUCUCCAAAAGCCAGUUUUAAACCAGAUUGCUGGACAAGUUGACUCCUCAGACGGGUUCCUGAGCAAGUUGUCCCUCUAUAAAGCACUAGCUUUGAUUGCUCUUGCUCAGCAAGGAAAGCAGCCAAGCCCCAAACUCUUUGAGAAUUGCAUACAAGAGUUGCCAAAGCCUCAGCUUAGGGAAGUGAAGGACUUGUGGAAGUUGAGGAUGCAGCCGGCUCAGGACGAUCCACUGAUGGUGGCCCAGACCUUGGAGAACCUGCUGGCCAGGGACACUGUUCAGGUGGAGCUCAUCCCCGAGAAGAAAGGCCUGUUCCUCAAACAUGUGGAGUACCAGAUCACCAGCCAGCGUUUCAAGAUCUCAGUUUAUCGGCGGUAUAGUGAUUUCGAUGUGUUCCAUGAGCUGUUGCUGCAGAGAUUUGCCUACAGAACAGUGCCAGCAUUGCCGCCCAAGAGGAUGUUGAAAGGAGUCCUGACCUCCGUCUCUGAGAGAGAGUUUAUAGAAGGAAGGCGGCGGGCUCUCGGUAGAUUCAUCAACUUAGUGGCACGUCACCCCUUCUUCUCCGAAGAUGAGCUGGUCAGGACCUUCCUAACCUUCAACAGCUCGGACGUUCAGAGUAAACUACGUGAUGCCUACAAGAAAAUGGGUGAUGAGUUCAUGACCAAUAGAACUGCAACCCAGGCAAAGGAAUACCUCCCCACUGAGAUUCAGCUCCAGUUCUCAACAAGCAGAGAGCUGAUCAAAAAUAUCCACAACAGCUUCCUCAAGCUGCGGGACAGGGCCGAGAGAAUGGCAGAGCGCUCCAAGGAAAACGCGACCGACCUGCUCAUGUUUGGCAGAGAGCUCAGUACAUUGGGUUCAGAUGCUUCGCCCAUUCCCUCCUUGGCCUCCUCUCGAAGCACCUGGGGGACCCUGCAUCAGUCGCUGAAAGGCCUGUCGGUGGAGUUUGCUUUAUUGUCUGAAAAAGCUGCUCAACAGGGCAGAAGGGAAGAGGAUGAUGUUGUGGAAAAACUGAAUCUUUUCCUGGACCUGCUGCAGUCAUAUAGAGAUUUGUGUGAGCGGCAUGAGAAGGGGGUUCUGCACGAGCACCAGAAGGCUCUGCAGAAGUACAGUGUGAUGAAGAGGCAGAUGAUGAGCGCCACUGUCCAGCCCAAAGAACAGGUGUCUGUGGAACAGCUGGAGUCACGCAUUGUUCAGCAAGAGAGUGCGAUUCAGGCCAUGGAAUUGAGGAACUACUUUUCUUUGUUCUGCCUUCAUCAAGAGACGCAGCUCAUCUUUACCUACUUCCCCAUCACGUCCAGCAUUCUGGGGGCUUUCGUCAACUCCCAGGUUCAAGGACACCGAGAGAUGGGCGAGGUGUGGAGUGAUCUCCAACCAAAACUUGGAUGUCUUUUUGGCAAUAAUGGAAUAAAACCCUCCUUCUAAAACACAGCUAUGCAUGGAGUGCAGGAGAGGAAGGUGGUUUUCGUUGUGUUGCUGAUGACAACUGAAAACUGACAGAUCUUGCGCCGUGAGCUACAAGAGGAUGUCGAGUGCAAACAAAACUGAACUUUUCAUCCACAUAUUCUGAAAUCCUACAGUUCAUUGUACCUUGCCCUCAGUGGGAGAGUAUUUCAUGAAUGUGAGCGGUCUGCUUGAAUGAUGCUUAACCUCUGAAGGCCGUUUAGCUUCACUGGGAUUGGUCGGUCCUGAAGCUAAAUGGAAGGGCACAUGUUUCGAGGAUGGCUGUGUUUAACUGUGUUCAUAGAUCUGAUGCAGUGUGUUGUUCUGGAAGAGGAUUAAAAGUCAGUCUGGAAGAAAAAAAAACAACAAUACUGCCAACAAAGAAGAAAACUGCUGUAAGGUCCUCAAUAGUUGACAAGGGACUUGGCCACAAAGGUGAAGGAGCACAGCACAUCAGUGUAUUUUAACUCAUGUCUUGAACAAAAUGAUGUUUAUCACUUGCAUUUGUGGGGAAUUUAUUACACUAAUAUGGCUAAAAGAUGUCACAAAGGGAUGUGGGUUUGUCUUUUAAUCUGGAUUGCAGGAUUACAUUUUUUUUUCUUUUCUAUUUGUGAACGUGUUUGGGUUUUGCCUCUGAACAGCUGGAGCUCAGUGUUUUUGUGAUACAGACUGUUAUACUCAAUGACAUGUGGCGGCAUGGUUUUGUUUUUAUGGAGAACUGUGCUUCUAUCCAAAGCAAUUAUGCCAAGUUGCACGGUAGAAAUUCAAACUUAUUUUGCAAGCUAACUUAAAGAUGCUAGGCUUGUACUGCAGAAAUCAUUUAUAUGAUAAGCUGUUUUUGCAGAUUUAUGCACUAACAACACUAUUCGCUAUUGGUUGGCAUGCCAAAGAUACAUGGCAUACUGCCACGUGUAUAACUGUUAGUGCAAUAAUAGAUGUAGAUGUCAACUGUCUAUUCCCACAUUGCAAUGCAAUUCAGAGUAUUUUCUAUUUUGACACUUUUUAAGCUAUUUGGCAUUAAAAUAGCAAUACUCGUCUAUAACAGCUAUGUACUAUGGGAACACUAUUUUUCUCCAAAACAUAUCAAAGGGAUGUUUUGCCAAAUAUUAAAGCUGAUAUGUUUUACUUUACCUCACAAAUAUAACUAAACUCUCAACUACCUUGUCCAAGU